UCAUUCCAUCAAAAAUGGGUGGAUUUUACUCUAAGAUUACUUGAAACAUAGAAAAAAAUGAUUUGUCUAUUAAAAAAAAAUAUAUUGCCUGUGGUACAGAGAGAGAAAACAAAUAGUGCGCUGUGACAUCCUCAUAACGUCAUAAUAUAAUUUCAUCACGAGUGUAUGCGAUUUCGUGUUUAUCGGCAAUUGUACAGCUAUUUCAGCAAAAUCAAUCGUUUAUUAUUUUGACAGUACUUAGCAACUACGAUUGCAGCGGAUUCGGACCCGCCCGCAUUUAUUGGUUACGGAGGAAUUUCGGAGUGGCAGCAUGCAUUAUAUUAUAUAGUACGUAAAAGUGUAAAACAAUACUAUUAUAAUUCCGUAAAGAGACGAGAUCGUCGUCCUCCACCCCGCCCGCCCUGAGCUAACCAUUCGCAGAAUUCGCGAGCCUGUGUCGAACAUGAUUUCGUACAAUACGCAAUAUAAUGACAUAAAAUAUGUAAGUAAUACCAUACUAUUUAUAAUCAAUGGUAAUACUUUAUCGCGAUGAAAUCGAUCUGUGAACGGGACCGGUUCGCGAAAACCCUCGAGCCAGACGCGCACGUGUCGAUGCGUGGACAAAAGGGCCGUCGCCGCCACGUGUGCCAGUCGCCAGACGCGAGGUCGUCGAUGGCGGGAAAUUCGCAGACAUUGUAUACAGUUUUGCAGAAGUGCUCUAUUUGUGUUCGCGUUUUCGGGCACGUGCCGGAAGGAAUAUAUUGUGCAGUGACCGGCCCAGACGGCGCUUCGUGGAAUUUUCGUCGAGAAACGACUUUUCGAGCUCAGGGGACGGUCUAUGCUAUAAUGACGAUUACACAGACAACGGGAAAAUUGUACAUUGUAAUCCGACCAACGAACGGUUCUAUUUCCCGAUUACGAAUGAGAAGAAAAAAAACAAUCCGAAUCAUCCAUUCGAAUCUUAUACCCACGUACUGUCAUUGGUAGUGUCAUUGUCACACCGAUCCGCAUG
Messenger RNA from Acyrthosiphon pisum (pea aphid), 991 nucleotides. RefSeq lists its product as uncharacterized. The record is from RefSeq and is a predicted model, not a curated record. NCBI's taxonomy places the organism in Eukaryota, Metazoa, Arthropoda, Insecta, Hemiptera, Aphididae. The coding region runs from base 529 to 966 and encodes 145 amino acids. The transcript has 2 exons.